Closterium sp. Yama58-4 is the source of this 1962-nucleotide messenger RNA. The record is from the annotation of a GenBank genome assembly. Lineage: Eukaryota; Viridiplantae; Streptophyta; Zygnematophyceae; Desmidiales; Closteriaceae.
AUGGAGGCAGCUCCAUCGAGGAGAGGGUCUGCCAGGUUGGUGGCAUUGGCGUCUGAUGUGCCUCCGAUGCUGAUUAGGCGACCGUAUGGGUCUAUAGCGCCUGGUGGGAAGAAAGCAGGAAGGGGGUUUGUGGGGCGAGAAGGAGAACACAACACAGCAGAGGUGGCCAGGUUGGUGGCAUUGGCGUCUCAUGUGCCUCCGAUGCUGAUUAGGCGACCGUAUGGGUCUAUAGCGCCUGGUGGGAAGAAAGCAGGAAGGGGGUUUGUGGGGCGAGAAGGAGAACACAACACAGCAGAGGUGGCCAGGUUGGUGGCAUUGGCGUCUCAUGUGCCUCCGAUGCUGAUUAGGCGACCGUAUGGGUCUAUAGCGCCUGGUGGGAAGAAAGCAGGAAGGGGGUUUGUGGGGCGAGAAGGAGAACACAACACAGCAGAGGUGGCCAGGUUGGUGGCAUUGGCGUCUGAUGUGCCUCCGAUGCUGAUUAGGCGACCGUAUGGGUCUAUAGCUCCUGGUGGGAAGAAAGCAGGAAGGGGGUUUGUGGGGCGAGAAGGAGAACACAACACAGCAGAGGUGGCCAGGUUGGUGGCAUUGGCGUCUCAUGUGCCUCCGAUGCUGAUUAGGCGACCGUAUGGGUCUAUAGCGCCUGGUGGGAAGAAAGCAGGAAGGGGGUUUGUGGGGCGAGAAGGAGAACACAACACAGCAGAGGUGGCCAGGUUGGUGGCAUUGGCGUCUCAUGUGCCUCCGAUGCUGAUUAGGCGACCGUAUGGGUCUAUAGCGCCUGGUGGGAAGAAAGCAGGAAGGGGGUUUGUGGGGCGAGAAGGAGAACACAACACAGCAGAGGUGGCCAGGUUGGUGGCAUUGGCGUCUCAUGUGCCUCCGAUGCUGAUUAGGCGACCGUAUGGGUCUAUAGCGCCUGGUGGGAAGAAAGCAGGAAGGGGGUUUGUGGGGCGAGAAGGAGAACACAACACAGCAGAGGUGGCCAGGUUGGUGGCAUUGGCGUCUCAUGUGCCUCCGAUGCUGAUUAGGCGACCGUAUGGGUCUAUAGCGCCUGGUGGGCAGCAGGGAGGGGGGUUGAGAGGGGUGAGAAUGAGAUCAGCAGAGGUGGCCAGGUUGGUGGCAAUGGCGUCUGAUGUGCCGCCGAUGCUGAUUAGGCGACCGUAUGAGUCUAUGGCACCUGGAGGGAUGAAAGGCAGAGGCAGGAAAGAACACAGGCUUGAGCGGCGACCGUAUGGGUCUAUAGCGCCUGGUGGGAAGAAAGCAGGAAGGGGGUUUGUGGGGCGAGAAGGAGAACACAACACAGCAGAGGUGGCCAGGUUGGUGGCAUUGGCGUCUCAUGUGCCUCCGAUGCUGAUUAGGCGACCGUAUGGGUCUAUAGCGCCUGGUGGGAAGAAAGCAGGAAGGGGGUUUGUGGGGCGAGAAGGAGAACACAACACAGCAGAGGUGGCCAGGUUGGUGGCAUUGGCGUCUCAUGUGCCUCCGAUGCUGAUUAGGCGACCGUAUGGGUCUAUAGCGCCUGGUGGGAAGAAAGCAGGAAGGGGGUUUGUGGGGCGAGAAGGAGAACACAACACAGCAGAGGUGGCCAGGUUGGUGGCAUUGGCGUCUGAUGUGCCUCCGAUGCUGAUUAGGCGACCGUAUGGGUCUAUAGCGCCUGGUGGGAAGAAAGCAGGAAGGGGGUUUGUGGGGCGAGAAGGAGAACACAACACAGCAGAGGUGGCCAGGUUGGUGGCAUUGGCGUCUCAUGUGCCUCCGAUGCUGAUUAGGCGACCGUAUGGGUCUAUAGCGCCUGGUGGGAAGAAAGCAGGAAGGGGGUUUGUGGGGCGAGAAGGAGAACACAACACAGCAGAGGUGGCCAGGUUGGUGGCAUUGGCGUCUCAUGUGCCUCCGAUGCUGAUUAGGCGACCGUAUGGGUCUAUAGCGCCUGGUGGGAAGAAAGCAGGAAGGGGGUUUGUGGGGCGAGAAGGAUAA